CGGGGCGGAGCCGCCCCCCCGGAGCCCCGCCCGGCGCUGCGCGGUGCGGAGCUGCGCAGAGUGGGGCCGCCAUGACCGAGGAGGCGCUGCGGCGGGUCCGCGACCGCGUCCGGCCUUUCCCCGACUUCCCGGUGCCCGGUGUGCUGUUCCGAGAUAUCAGCCCCUUGCUGAAGGAUCCUGCAGCUUUCAAGACUUUGAUUGAUCUUCUGGAAGAUCAUUUGAGGGCAUCUUUCCCCAAAAUCGACUUUAUUGCAGGCCUGGACUCGCGUGGCUUCCUCAUCGGCCCCUGCCUGGCUCAGAGGCUGGGCAUCGGCUUCGUGCCCAUACGGAAGAAGGGGAAGCUUCCCGGCCCCACUGAGUCGGUCUCCUACACCCUUGAGUAUGGCAAGGCUGAACUUGAAAUCCAGAGUGACGCCGUGGAACCGGGACAAAAAGUAAUUAUUGUAGACGACUUGCUUGCAACUGGAGGUACCAUGUGUGCAGCCUGCGAGCUGGUCAAGAGGCUGAAGGCUGAAGUCCUGGAGUGCCUGGUGAUCAUAGAGUUAAAACCCCUGAAAGGCGUGGAAAAGCUGAAUUCCAUCCCCUUCUACUCACUGCUGCAGUAUGACUGAGAAGGAACCAGAAGGGAAUUACUCAGUGACUCUUUCUGGGUGUCACAAGGGGGUGGGCAGUGGGGAAUCUACAAUUUUAAUCCUGACCAGAUGCCAUACAACCAUAAGUCUUAUUUAUUUUCCAAGCCACAGAUUAAGGUGUGUUAACAUCCUUUUUGGAGUUCAUCCUUUUGGGAAGAAGGAACAGCCUGAUUACUUUGCGGGAUCGAGACCAAGAUACAGCUUCACUGAUUCUUUUUUUUUAGGAGACCCAAGUAGAAAUAAUGCUGCUGAGGCAGGAGGGGUCUGACAGCUUAGGGGGCCAGAAUUCCCCUUUGAUUCAGCUGCCUGGGAACCCAUUAAGUUUGCCAAAGAAACACAGAAGAUGGGCACAAAGUGAUUAUUUGUUUAAGGGAUAAAUCUCUAAUUCUUCUGCUGCAUUCACCUUGGAGCAUAAGGAUGUGGAAAGGAUGAUGCUGGUUUGGAGCCCAUUCUUGUUGUUGUGUUUGGUGUCAGAUAAGGCCACGGGAAAGAAAAAAAAAGAAAAGGAAAGGUGGUGUUCUUGCAGCUGAGCUCUGGUGGUCUCACUGGGGUUAAUGUGGCUGAUGACGUGGGGUUUGGAGAUGCUCCUCUAGCACAGUUCAGUUUGGUCACAGGAGCAGCUAAAACCUAGCGUGCCAAAACUUUCACAUGCCUGAAAACAUUAAGGACUGUGUCCCUGUCCUAGCGGGGGCUGAACUCAGUGGUAAAAUAAAUGUUGACUUAUUUUUAUUUUUUUCUAAA
Messenger RNA from Columba livia (rock pigeon), 1373 nucleotides. It is a transcript of the gene APRT, whose product is annotated as adenine phosphoribosyltransferase. Gene Ontology annotation, molecular function: adenine binding; AMP binding; adenine phosphoribosyltransferase activity. Gene Ontology annotation, biological process: adenine salvage; AMP salvage. Bases 72 to 611 code for a protein of 179 amino acids. NCBI's taxonomy places the organism in Eukaryota, Metazoa, Chordata, Aves, Columbiformes, Columbidae. The record is from RefSeq and is a predicted model, not a curated record. The transcript has 5 exons. Gene Ontology annotation, cellular component: cytoplasm.